Molecule: messenger RNA, 3707 nt
Organism: Drosophila rhopaloa
Lineage: Eukaryota; Metazoa; Arthropoda; Insecta; Diptera; Drosophilidae
Product: zinc finger CCCH domain-containing protein 18
Exons: 6
Coding region: 419-3355 (978 amino acids)
Molecular function (GO): metal ion binding
Source: RefSeq, a predicted model, not a curated record
UAAAAGUUCAAAAUGUAAAAGUAUUACAGUAAAAGUCGAAAGUCAGUAAGUGAAAAAGUGGUUAAAGUUGUUAAGUAAAUCUAAUUUCGGUCGCGAAAAGUGCGCAAAAGUCCGCAAAAAUUCAAGAAUAUCAAAAAAUUAACUUUCUGAUGUGUGUGCGUCUGUGUGUGUGCGUGUCCUUAACUGUUUGUGUGUGAGAGGGAGGGAGCGCGUUUAUAAAUUUUUCCAAUUGCUCACUCUCUCUCGCUCUCUGUUGUCUCUCUCGUUCGCGUCACAAAAAUUGAUCAAAAAUAAAAUACAAUAAAAAAAGGCAGUAGCACACACACAAUAUAAUCAAUAAAUUAAAAAGAUAAAUGCUAAUAAAAGAAAUGAAGAAACGCCUGGGAACGAGUUGCCCGCACCGGCAUAAGGCGAACCCAUGGUCCUCGAUAUGGAAUCGGACGAUUCUCGUGCCAGUUCCCCGUCCAACUCUUCGGAGUCGCGUUCGAGUUCGCCCACCAACGACAAGGAGGAGGAGAUUGCUCCCGAUCCGGUUGAGGAUCAGGCAGACGAAUCGGCUGGCGGUGGUGGAGGAGCCACUCUGGAACGAUCUGUUCGGGCCGCGUCCACCAGCAGCUCAUCGUCGAACUCCAGCUCCAGUUCGAGUCGCAGUGAGCUGUCCAAGAAGCAAAAGAAGAGCUCGAGCAGCAGCAGCGGCAGUGGCAGUGGCAGCAGCUCCUCCAGCGGGUCCUCCAGCGAGGAUGAGGUCGACCAGGAGCCGGAACUGGAGCAGGAGCCACUUUCCGAGCAACAGAGGCAGCGACAUGCUGUGCCUGAACCGGAACCUGAAUCCUUAGCGGCGGCGACUGCGGAAGAAGUGCAGCAGCCUGGCUCUCCAAGCGCGAAAUCGCAGCCCAGUUCGUUCCUUUCCUCCGUUCGCAGCAGGAGCAACAGUCCCCAGCUGUACAACCAGGCUGCCGUGGAUCUGAAUAUCAGCCACGAGGAUCUGAGCGAUGUUAGCGACAUCGAGGCGGACGAGAAGCGAGCACCGUCCAAGAAUUCGCUGCAUCCGGCGGACGAGGACGAGGAUGGCGCCAUCUCCAACGACUCACUGCCCGCUAUGGGCGAGGAGGACGCAGUGCAGCAGAAUGGCAAGGCGGCCAGCGGGGAUGAGGAGAAGGCAUCCGCCAAAGAGACCAAACCCGACGAAGCCUCCAAUGGGCGAGCGCCUGCGUCCGCUUUGGAGGAGGACCUGGUUAAGACGCACGACGACGACGCCUUGGACUUUGAGGCGGAGGAGGGCGAGUGUCCGGAGCCGGUAAAGGAGCCACCGUCGGAGAGCAAAGCCAACGAAACAAACCAGGCCAAGGGCCCCACCAAGGGACCGGAGGACAACGAUGACGAUGAUGACGGCGAGGUAGACGGCGAUGAGGACGACACCGAUGACAAGGACAAGCGCAAGGAUACCGCAGGCAAUGGCAGCCUGGAAGAGGGCGAAGACGACAAGGAGAAGGAGGCGGCGGCGUUGGCCACGCUCAAGCGCAAGAAGGAGGAGGAGGAGCUGGAGGAGGGCGAAGUGUCCGACGAGGACGAAAAGCGGCCGGAGGAGACUGAACCAAAGCCGGUAUGUCGCUUCUACACGCGCGGCCAGUGCACCUGGGGCAUGAGCUGUCGCUUCCUGCAUCCCGGCGUCACGGACAAAGGCAACUACACCAUGUUCGAGAGCCUAGUGCGAUCGGUUCCGAUGCAGGGCGGUUCGGCCGCAGCCGGAGCGGCCAGCGCUGGAUCCUCGGCCGCUGCCGCUCGCGCCGGAUCGGCUGCUUAUGGAGCGCACUCCUCGUCGACGGCCGACUUUCACGACUAUCGGAACGAGCGGCCACCGCUUCACCAUCGGCCGGCGCUCCUCCAUGCGCCCAGUAUUUACGGUGCCCAUGUGCACGACAGCCGCACCCUGCUGCCCGAAGCGCCGGUGGUGGUGGAGAAUGCCUGGGAACGCGGCCUGCGGACUGCCAAGGAGAUGAUGCGAAAGGCCAACAAGCGGAAGGAGCAGGACAUGGACUUUGAGGACAAGAAGAUGAACCUAACACUGUCGCCCGAUGAAAUGGAGAAGGAUUCGUACUACCUCAAGGACCGUGGCGGCAGCAGCGCCCGGUCACCGCCCCCGCAAUCGGGCUCGGUGCGCGAGCAGCCACUCAAUCCGCUCAUGCCACUCUCAAUGCAUCCGCAUGCCGUUGCCCACAGCAAUCCACGUGCCCUCCUGCCCCUGCAGUACUCCGUUUACGGUCCGCCACCGGAUCGCUACGCUCGCGGGCAGUAUAUGCCGCCGCAGUACGAGGAUGUCGACGCGUACGGCCGGAUGGCAAGAUAUCGUGAGCUGCCGCCCCAUCGGAUGCCGCACUACGAGGACGACCGGCGAUUGAGGCCGGCGCGUGAGGUCAUUGUGCAGCGGGUGGAGGCCGCCGGACGGGGCGAUGAGUGGAGCGAUCCCUGGAUGAGAUCCAAGUCGAUGGGUCGCGGCGGAUCCUACGAUCGCGAAGAUCGCCGCCGGCGGGACAGACGCAGCUACAGCAGCAACUCGUCGUACUCCACCUCGAACAGCUCGCAAAGUGACUCCAGUUCGGAUUCGUCGCGAUCAAGCAGUCCGUCGGACCAUAAGCGACGGUACGGCGGCAGUUCCCACAAGUUGGCCGGAGCCUCCGCCUCCGCGCGUCGGCAUGGCGGUCGGGCAGCUCGCUCGCCCAGCCAGAUCCCGCGUCGCCCCAGGCACUCUUCCAAAGGUAGCCUUUCACCUUCGUACAAGCGACCCGCUUUGGACAAGCGCGGUGCUGGCCACAGUCCCGCCUCCAAGCGAAAGAAGCUCUCGUCGCCGGCACCCAAAAAGUUCGACAAGCUGAGGCGCCGGCGCAGCUCCAGCACAUCUGACUCAGACUCAUCGGAUACCUCGUACUCCGAAUCGGAAUCAGGCUCCUCGUCGUCGGACAGCUCAUCGGGAUCCAGGGACACGCCACAGAAGCGAGUCAGAGCCACUGACAAGGCGCUCAACGAGCGAAAGCUUAUCAAGAAGCCCGCUGAACAAGCAACCAAGAAGCGUUCGCCCAUUUCCAUUGAGAUUAAGAAAACGUCGAACAUGGUGGGAGUUUCGGCGCUGGCCUCACCCAACAACUCAGCCGACUCCGACAAGGAGAAGGAACACGGCAACGGCAAGGAUAAGGAGAAGGAACACAGCAAGGAUAAAGACAAGGAGGGCAAGGAUAAGGACAAGGACAAAGACGGUGGCAAGGAUAAGGAUGGCAAGAAGUCGCGUCGCGAGGAACUGCUGAAGCAACUGCGCGCCGUCGAGGAUGCGAUCGCCAAGAAGCGCUCCAAGCUUAACUGAUCCGGCUGGCUCCUGUCCCUCCUUGUCAUCAUCCUCCUCAUCCACAGUCUCGUAUCCCUUCCACCCAAAAGCAUCCGCAAGCUAUACCCACCCAAACUCGCAUCCCCUUCCUACAGCCGGCGGAUAUUCGAUCGGCAUCAAUCAAUACUUAGUGGUUACGCAACAUUCGCAUCGUAUUCGAUAUUGCCCUGGCCUGUCGCGACCGACCCGAUUGCAAUAUACAAUUCAGUGCAUUUAGGUUUAACAAUCAUUAUGUCCUUCUUUUUCCUCCUUGACUACCGCCAACGAUGGAGCAUUAAAUACUAUGUUUAUAAUAGAUUAUAAAUAAAAGCCAACACUUAUGAUGAAGAAA